Drosophila takahashii is the source of this 550-nucleotide messenger RNA. NCBI's taxonomy places the organism in Eukaryota, Metazoa, Arthropoda, Insecta, Diptera, Drosophilidae. The record is from RefSeq and is a predicted model, not a curated record.
AUGAGAGUGAGUGGUACUGGAGGAGAGGGAGCUGGGCUAUUACUGUUCUUCCUAGGGAUCAUGCUAGAAAGUGGAACAGGAGGAGGUACAAGGGUAUUAUCUAAGGGCAGUACUAGGUGCGGCAGAGCCCCCGAAGUGGCAACAGCCGGCGACCGUAUUCUUUUUCUAUUUCUGAAAAGCAGGCGCCGUUGUUCCGCGUUUUUCAAUUGCGUUCUAACUGUGAUAAGUUGUUUUCGAGUUCAAACAAAAGUGCUAUUAAUCAAGAAUGCAUUUUUAGGUCAAGCUGAUGGUACAAGGUGCAUAAACAAUAUAAUUUCAGAUAAGAUAAUUUUGUCCUACAGCCCAGAAGGAUGUUAUUCUUGCACUUCUAAAUCCCAUUGGUCAGGUGAAGCCUGCAGAGCCUCCGGAGAGGAUGCGGAGAUGUGUGAAAAAUAUCCAUGCGCGAAAACGGAGCUCACCAAGACUCCGGAAGCCAUGACAAACGUACCGAAGACCCUACAAGUCACCGUAGUUGGUAAAAAUCUAUUAAUUUAAUGUAAAAGUAUAAAAA